AUGGGUAAUAGCUGGUGGCUGAACACACCCUUGCUGACUUGGGCCCGUUCCAUGUUGAGGUCCUUAGGGAGCAGUCUUGGUCUUCUAAGGGUUAACAUGGCAGAAGGAAAUAUGAAGUUGUUUUCAAGAGGGGAUGAAACCUUUGAAAACCGGCUAAUCCAAGACAGUAGGGUCCUGCCAGAUUGGAAUAUAUCUGAGGAGGAAAAGCUCAAGCACCUGAUGAAAACCCUUAGAAGCCCUGCUCAGGCAGUUAUGUAUUUGCUCCAGGCAGCCAACUCCAGCCCAAGUGUGGCAGAUUUCAUGCAAGCAAUGAAAUUGGUGUCUGGGGAGUCUGAAAGCAGUGUGACUCUUGCUCAUGGUAAAUUUUUAAACACCCUACAGGAAUAAGGGGAGAAAGCCUCCCUUUAUGUGAUGCAUUUAAAGGUGCAGCUCCAGAAUGCUAUUCAGGCAGAGAUCAUAGCUAAGAAAGAUGCAAACCAGACUAGCCUGCACCAGCUCCUUGUAAGGGCUGAACUGAGUGGGGACCUGUUCUACAGGCUGAAGCAUCUCCUCAGGAUGUAUGCAAAUAAUCAGGAGAAUCUUUUCAAUUUCCUGGAGUUAAUCAAGAUGAUAAGGGAAGAGGAUUGGAAUAAUAAUUUUAUGAAGCAAAAAGAGGUCAAGAGAUCUGAGCUAAUCAUGGAGAGGGCAGCAAGCCAUGUGGCAUUUCAGGGCCUGCAAGCAGUUGUGAUCAGCAGUGCUGACUGCAAUGUAAUAGAGCUAGAUGAUAUCCUCAGUGACUCAGAUGAGGAUUUGAUCCUGGUGGAACCUCCACUUCCAUCCAUAGGUGCCCCUCCCCUCAGAGAGAAGGCCAGACCUCAGGGUCAAACACUGGUCAUUGAUUCUGCCAACAGUUUCCAGGUUCAAUCUCCUUCCAUCAGUGGUGCUUCUGGGUAGAAGAAUAAUGAUCCUGGGGAUAUGCAUAGAACGGGGAAGCAAAGAUACACAAGCUGCUGUUAAUACUGUGACAUGGACAGUCACUCCAAGGAAACCUGUGACAAUGAGAGAAACACCCAGGUAUUUGAGAACCUAAUUAUCACCUUACGUGAGCUAUACGUUACAGAGGAAGAGUCAAAAGAGGUCCCUGGUGAACACAAUGACUCCUCUGAGCCACAGUAA
Artibeus jamaicensis (Jamaican fruit-eating bat) is the source of this 1155-nucleotide messenger RNA. RefSeq names its product zinc finger CCHC-type containing 18 (gene ZCCHC18). Gene Ontology annotation, cellular component: nucleus. The record is from RefSeq and is a predicted model, not a curated record. Lineage: Eukaryota; Metazoa; Chordata; Mammalia; Chiroptera; Phyllostomidae.